Messenger RNA from Fonsecaea nubica, 1803 nucleotides. RefSeq lists its product as hypothetical. The transcript has a single exon. Gene Ontology annotation, biological process: carbohydrate metabolic process; N-glycan processing. The record is from RefSeq and is a predicted model, not a curated record. Gene Ontology annotation, cellular component: Golgi membrane; endoplasmic reticulum. The coding region runs from base 1 to 1803 and encodes 600 amino acids. Gene Ontology annotation, molecular function: calcium ion binding; mannosyl-oligosaccharide 1,2-alpha-mannosidase activity. NCBI's taxonomy places the organism in Eukaryota, Fungi, Ascomycota, Eurotiomycetes, Chaetothyriales, Herpotrichiellaceae.
AUGAUACUAAUACGUCGCGUCUGGCUGUUGCCAGCGUUCUUCCUGGCCUGUCUGGUCUAUUACAUUUACCUCUAUCCCAGUGAUCCCACCACAGUCACCUUUCCUCCUUCGAGCCACAAGACCAGCCUACACUGGACGAAACGACCCGAACGAUAUCCUCCUGCAGGUUACCGGGAAUUGCCCACAGGCCCUGUCGAGAAGAUCCCCAAGAUCCAAUUCGACUUCGCAUCACAGCCAGAAUCUACGCAUGCGAAGGCAACGCAAGAAAGACGAAGAGAUGCCGUCAAAGAAGCAUUCGUGCAUGCGUGGAAUGGAUACAAGAAAUAUGCAUGGGGUCAGGAUGAAGUUGCUCCGGUCAGCGGUGCGUUUCGCUCCAGUUUCGGCGGCUGGGGCGCUACUCUCGUCGACACAAUGGAUACCCUCCUCAUCAUGGGGUUGAACGAUGAAUUUGAUCUCUGCGUCGAGAUGGCUAAACGCAUCGACUUCACAACCAAUGACGAAGACACACUGAACAUCUUUGAGACGACUAUUCGCUACCUCGGCGGUCUCCUUGCCGCAUAUGACCUCACGGACGGAGAGUACGGGGUGCUCCUCGACAAAGCCAAAGAGUUGGGCGAGAUGCUCUAUUCUGCCUUUGAUACUCCCACCCAUAUGCCGAUGACGCGGUGGAACUGGAAGAAAACUGCCCUAGGCGGCGAGAUCGAACCCGGUACCAAUACCUUGCUUGCGGAAAUUGGGAGCUUGACCGUCGAGUUCACCCGAUUGAGCCAACUCACAGGCGACCUGAAAUACUUUGAUGCCGUCCAACGGAUCGCAGAGGAGAUGGAGUGGGCCCAGAACACGACACGUAUACCUGGUUUGUGGCCGACCAUUGUCAAUGCCAAAGAAAUAUCGUGGGACUAUAACCAUUUUACGAUGGGUGGUAUGGCCGAUUCGACGUACGAAUAUCUGCCGAAGCAGUAUAUGAUGCUAGGAGGCCGAGACCAGAAGUACAAGCACAUGUAUGAAGAGGCCAUCGAUACUGCGAAACGGCAUCUCUUCUUCCGCCCAUUGGUGCCAGGGGGCGAGAAUAUCCUUUUCAGUGGCAACGCGGCCCUGACUUCCCUGGAAACAAUCCCCAUCGCUAACCUCGAGCCUCAAGGUCAACACCUAGCUUGCUUCGUCAGCGGCAUGGUUGGUAUUGGUGCCAAAAUUUUCUCGCGACCUGACGAAUUGGAUGUUGCACGUCGACUGAUUGAGGGCUGCAUCUGGGCUUACACCGCAAUGCCAUCAGGCCUAAUGCCCGAAACCUUCCACCUGAUAGCGUGCCAAAUUGGAACGAUCGACCCACCCCCUGGAAAAUGCGACUGGUCGGAUGACAAGUGGUACGAAGGUGUCUCUCGCAAACAUGCCGCGACCGAGGAAACCGCAAGUAUGAGCGCUGUCGAGCGCGGCAAAAAGCUUGUCCAACAACGUCGCCUUUUCCCUGGGUUCACAGACCACGGCGAUAAUAGAUACAUCCUCCGGCCAGAAGCCAUUGAGUCGGUCUUCAUCAUGUAUCGCAUUACGGGGGACCCAAGAUACCAAGACAUCGCGUGGGGGAUGUUCCAGUCCAUCGAAAAGGCUACGAGGACACCCAUUGCGCACGCUGCCGUUCAUGAUGUGAGGCAUGCACAGCCUGGAAAGAGUGACCGCAUGGAGAGCUUUUGGCUCGCGGAGACGCUGAAGUACUUCUACCUCAUCUUCAGUGAGCCGACAUUGGUGAGCUUGGAUGACUGGGUUCUCAAUACCGAGGCGCAUCCACUCAAGAGGCCGACGACGUGA